ACGUAGCAAACUAUUCAACAGCGCACAAAUGUAUAUGUACCGAGGACGAAAAGACAGUUUAUUCGUCAAACACUGUCCUUUUGAUUAUACCUUUUCGUCAUCAAGUGAUGUAAUAAUUUUCUAACUAGCUUCUAGGUAAUAGGUGGCUUUUAAUUCAGGGAUUAUUUUAGAAAGGGUGUCAUAAUUAAAUAAAAUGAUAAAGGUAGUUUUUACAAUUCAUUUAUUUAAAAAGUUCAAUUGCAAACCAGCUUAUGAUAUUGUUUCCAAAUUCGAGUAAAAUAUGAUGAUGCAGAUUAUGCGAUGAUUAUUUAUAUAGUACCCGUAUAUGUUUACACUGUACUACACACUGAACAAAAAAUGUAAACGCCCCACGCAAUACUUUUUAAAACUAUCAGCAUUAUGAGUUUUUUAUAUAUUAAAUCAUAAAAAGGGACUUUUGUUGUUCAAUGUGCUACAGAUUAUUGUCCGUACUGUCCGUAGCUAUAUAGAUUACUGUCCGUACUGUCCGUAGCUAUAUAGAUUACUGUCCGUACUGUCCGUAGCUAUACAGAUUACUGUCCGUACUGUCCGUAGCUAUACAGAUUACUGUCCGUACUGUCCGUAGCUAUACAGAUUAGCCUACUGUCCGUACUGUCCGUAACUAUACAGAUUACUGUCCGUACUGUCCGUAGCUAUACAGAUUACAGAUUCCGUAGCCCAUUAUAUGUAAUAUAAAUAAUUCACACGUGACAUUUAUACUUUUGCUCAGUGUCUAUAUUUCAGGUAUCUGUCCCAACUUUGAGGUGUUGCCAGGCUACGGUGAGGUGUGUGUGUCCCGGUCUAUGGCCGAAAGCUGGGACCAGGCGGUGUACCGGUGUGCCAAGAUGUGCGGACGGCUGUUCAUGCCUAAAAAUCCAACGGAUGACCACGUGUUGGGAACGAUACUGAACAGAGAAGCUUCGACCAUAGGACUUUCAUCCAACAAGCGGGUAUGGUUAGGCGCCUACAGUAAAAACGGCAGUGCCCCCGUCUGGUCGGAUUCAACCCUGAUGGAGAGACCUACCCUCGCGUUCACGUCGUCCAGGUUAGGCUGUUCGGCAUUGACGGCAUACGUAGAGCCCUACAGAAGAACGGAGGACUUUGUGGCCGGCAACUAUUCUUGCAUCGGGCCGGUAACGGGCCAUAAUUUUGUGUGUAUGAGAAGUAGCAGCUACUCUGUACCAAAAGAGUGCCUAGUCGAUAGCUGCCCAAUAGAUGGCGUUCAAACACAAGCUUACGCGUACUACGAUCCGUUCUCCAACAACGCCACAGUGGAAUGCAAAAGGGGACACAUAUUUCCAGAUGGAACGAAAACUAAAGUACUAACCUGUGAUAAAGGCAAUUUUUUGGAAACACUUCCUCCUUGCAUACUAAUUGAUGAGUAUCUGGCAAGUUUGCCACCGAACUGGUCAGAGGGGAAGCACAUCACGGCGGCCACACUGGUGGAACCGGGGCCACGUGUGCCAGCAUCAGGGACACCGUAUCAGCCCCCAGUUAUUGGUAGGUCCUCUUUUUUUACUGUCUUCAAAUGGCAUAUAACAAGCAAAUAG
Lingula anatina is the source of this 1568-nucleotide messenger RNA. RefSeq lists its product as uncharacterized. Lineage: Eukaryota; Metazoa; Brachiopoda; Lingulata; Lingulida; Lingulidae. The record is from RefSeq and is a predicted model, not a curated record.